Tachysurus fulvidraco (yellow catfish) is the source of this 937-nucleotide messenger RNA. RefSeq lists its product as uncharacterized. Gene Ontology annotation, molecular function: catalytic activity. The record is from RefSeq and is a predicted model, not a curated record. The transcript has 5 exons. Gene Ontology annotation, biological process: DNA repair. Bases 1 to 750 code for a protein of 249 amino acids. NCBI's taxonomy places the organism in Eukaryota, Metazoa, Chordata, Actinopteri, Siluriformes, Bagridae.
AUGGACGGAACUUUCUGCUCCUCUCAGCGUGGCGUCAUGUCUGGAGGUGAGCGUCUGUUCCUCUGUAAGGACCCGGCUGUAUGGAGAGGCGUUUAUGACCAAUACUGGGCUGUUGUGGAGGCAAAGGCUGCUGGGAAGCAGAAGAGUUCAGGGAAACUGUUGGAAUUAGAGAAAUGGUAUCAGAUGCAGCUUCCAGCAGAGAUUUUAGCUCGGACAGAACGUUCUUUAACGCAGCCCGAACUGGUCAAACUCAUGGAGUGGAAAUUAACCAGAGGGAAGUUUCGUCCCCGGCUCAAGCAGCUGGUUGGCUCCAACAGCGAGGAGGUUGUGCUUCAAUGCACCAAGAAGGCGUUCUGUCUCCUUCCUGAUGUCCAAUCAGCAAUCGCGGAACUGAGUACGCUCAAAGGGCUCGGACCUGCUACAGCGUCAGCUGUAUUAGCAGCAGGAGCUCCCGGAGAGGUCGCCUUCAUGGCCGACGAGGUCGUAGAGAGCAUCGCUGAGCUGAGACCGGUUCGAUACACGGCUAAGCACUUCUCUCUCUUUUUGGAGAAAAUACAGCACAAAACUCAUCAGCUCAACGAAGCCGACAGUCAACACGAUUGGACCCCUCAUAAGGUGGAGCUGUGUUUAUGGGCGUGUCAGAUUCAGCCCUCCCUGCUGAAAGCGUUGCCCCCGAGCGACAGCCCCAGCAGAGAGACCGAAGACGAGGAGACCGGAGAGAGACGGUCUAAGAGACGCAAGACGGAAUAGUGUACAGCGAGCGAUAUGUUGUGUUUUGUAGAAUUGACGUGCACAGGAUGGAAGCACGACGUGUCGAAGGAGACGAGGAGACUGACUAUAAAUAAAAUGACAAAGGAAGUUUAUGAAAAGUAUAAAUGUGUAUUUCUAGGGUCAGAAUAUCCUUUAUGUGAUUGGAUAAUUAAAUGAUAUCCCAGCA